CCCAACAGCCAGGGAGACCUUCCUUCUUCCCUGACCCCCCUCCUUCCCGUCAGCAACACUCAACCCUACCCUCGAAAAUGAACGACAUACGGAUCGAGGACCUCCCUACAGACCUCCUCUAUCAAAUUAUUGAGCAUCUCUUGGGAGAGAGGGCUUUCGGUUCUGUCGUGUCUUUCGCCCUUUGCAGCCGCCGGUUUUGUGGCGCGCUUUCGCUACUUUACAAGAAUGUCGGCCGCAUCAGGUUGGAAGGCGAGGAUGCUCUGAUUUGGGCCGCCGAAAAUGGCGAGUUUGAAACCUUGAAGGCUCUUCUGGAAAACGGAGUCGACCCCAAUGCCCGCUUCUGGUCGACUUUGCCCGACUGUGCCCGCCAGGAUGUCUUCGCUGCCCAGCGUGGUCGUCGCCGCCUAUCGCCCCGGUUAGAUGGCCACCUCAUUGCCAAGUUACUCCAACAAGACAUCGUGCGCCAUCAGCGGCCCAGAAGAGGGCAAUAUGCACCUAACGAUCCCAGCCUUCUGCUUCAAGAGUGGUAUCUGGCAACCAUGAACGGCGACAUGCCGGAAGCCCUUGACAUCCUCCACCGUGAUAUCGCUGCGCUUGUCAAUGGGGCGCACUUCGGCUGUUGUCUGAGCACCCCCGACUUGGAACACCCCAGCUAUGCGUACUCAUGGACUACGCUUCAUGUCGCCACUAAGCAGGGCGACGAGCGAGCCGUCGAUCUCCUGCUUUCCCAUGGUGCUGACCUCGAAUCGAGAUGCCGAGGGCUUUGUGACUGCAUUACGCCCGUGUACUGGAAGGCCCGCCAACCUCCACCGUCUUUCAGUGCAUUGCACAUCGCUGUUUGCUCUGGCCAUGAGCAUCUUGUUCGUAACCUCCUCGUCCGCGGCGCCGACCCGUGGCUGGCCGGACAGAUGGAUGGGGGUGUUCUGGCCCCCGUGGACGCAGAUAACGGAAUUACUGUUUUUCAUACUGCCGCCUUGCAAGGCAAUGUCGCCAUGUGCCAGUUCUUGCUCAACCAGCUCGUCGACAGCGCGUCUGGAAAGCCUGUUCCCAUGCUGCAGCGAAAAGAUCCCAGGGGGCUUCGUGCGCUCGAUUAUGCGGUUGCCGCGGGGCACGUACGAACAACAGGGCGCUGGCUGUUGUGUCGAGGGGUCAGCGCUCGUCGCGCCCUCGGUUUCCGGGAUCGCCACUUUUUCCCUCUCAACUUCCUGUGCUACCAUGGGCGAUAUCGCGAUGUCCAAUAUUUGCUGCGUAAGAAAAGGCCCUCACCUAAGGCCUGCACUCUGGCCCUUCAGUUCUGUUUUAUGCGGCAGCCAACCCGGCCCGUGAAAUGGACGACCACCCUCGGAUCACUACGGGCCUACCUUGACGAAUACAUGGCCUUUUAUGCGUUGGGAAAGGCUCCUCAUGUUCAACCCGACAGCGAGGAGGAUCUACUCUCCCUGAUAAGACAGCUACUCGACCGAGGAGCAAACCCGGGUGCUGCUUUACCCCUUUAUAGGGGGGGCCAGUUUGGGGAAGAGCCUGGCAAAUCAGCUUUACAUUUGGCGGCAAGCCAUGGUCAUCGAGCAGCCCUGCAAGCUAUGCUUGAUGCCGGGGCACCGCUUGACCACCAUGUCGAUUUCAUACCACCAUGGCCUAAAGCUACUGGGGGUACGCCGCUGGGAUGCGCGAUGAUACCCCCACCAUAUUCUCCCGCCUGCAACGACUCACGGGUGUAUCUGGGAACAAUCAUCUUCCUUUUAGAGCGCGGGGCUUCGUUCAGGAACUCGCUGACGCGCGAAGGGGAGACUACCUUUCGAGACUGGUUUUCCCCUUUGUUUUCCCACGACUUCGGCGGUGUCCCAUGGUACAACACGGACCACUUUGACUUGUUCGAACGGGUCAUGGGAUUAGUGGCCAAGCAGCUGGGCGAGGAGCGGUUCCAAGCCGCAUGGCUGACCGACCUUAUGGACCUGGCCAUAACGCGCGGAACCCCGAAUGGGAACUUUUGCAAAUGGUACGUGACGGGGCCGUCUCAAGCUCUUACGGUGCGAGGUAUGGCUAACUAGUGGCGGAUCAAGGCUGGUAGAGAGUUUUGGUGUUAAACACACAAACUUUUCGGACAGCAGGCUGGCACGCUUCUUGUCUACUAACCUCAGCGAGAUAGC
This is a messenger RNA of Chaetomium fimeti, 2147 nucleotides long. Its product is annotated as ankyrin repeat-containing domain protein. The transcript has 2 exons. NCBI's taxonomy places the organism in Eukaryota, Fungi, Ascomycota, Sordariomycetes, Sordariales, Chaetomiaceae. Bases 78 to 2048 code for a protein of 656 amino acids. The record is from RefSeq and is a predicted model, not a curated record. Gene Ontology annotation, molecular function: protein binding.